Choloepus didactylus (southern two-toed sloth) is the source of this 1501-nucleotide messenger RNA. Its product is annotated as tax1-binding protein 3-like. NCBI's taxonomy places the organism in Eukaryota, Metazoa, Chordata, Mammalia, Pilosa, Megalonychidae. Gene Ontology annotation, molecular function: protein binding. The record is from RefSeq and is a predicted model, not a curated record. The coding region runs from base 884 to 1258 and encodes 124 amino acids. Gene Ontology annotation, cellular component: postsynaptic membrane; postsynaptic density; adherens junction. Gene Ontology annotation, biological process: neurotransmitter receptor transport postsynaptic membrane to endosome; neurotransmitter receptor transport, endosome to postsynaptic membrane. The transcript has a single exon.
GAAAAGAAUGGAAUGAUGGAUAACGAGUUAAUAGGAAACACAAAAUACCCAUAGCAAGGGUUUGAGACUCUGUGUGUGAGGGGGUCAGACAUAUAUAUGAGUGAACUGGGCCUGCAUAUGCGGCUUGAGUGAGUGGAGAUUGUGUUGGACUUGAGAGCUCACACCCCGUUUGAAGCAAACAGCUGCUACUCAGUUCCAUCUUAUUAUUUCCAUGCGGAAAUGUGGGCCUGGUGUUUACAGAUCUGCCCCCACCCCCCAAGAGAAGCCAGAAAUCAAGAUUUUAAUGUGAAAUCUCCAAAUUUUUAAAAGUUGACUUUUUAAAACACCAUGUGGACCCAACAAUGUAUCUGAGAGUCAUAUUGGACUCUCAGUUUGCCAGUUUGUUACCUGUACUGUACAAACAUGGCAAGACCACCAAGACCCCAAACAGGAAAUGAGCCAGGGACAUAAACAUACCAAUUCUCCCAAGAAAUACAAUUAGAAAGGAACAUGAAGAGAAUUUCAGACUCACUGAUAAUUAAGGAAAUUAAAUUAAAAUAAUAAAAUACUAUUUCAUACCUCUCAAACUAGAAAAUAACAAAAUCCAGUAUUGUCUGGGUUGUGAAGUAGCCGGUAAAAUUACUUAUUGUAAAUUUAUGAUCUCUUUAGAGGACAGUGUAACAGGAGCCGUUAAAAUAAACCUGUCCUUUGACCGAGAAACUACUCUUGGGAAUUUAUGCUCAAAAAAGAAUUCAAAAGAUAAAAAAGUAAUAAGUUCUCAAAUUUUUAUAGCCAUGUUAUUUUAAAUGGUGAAAAGCUUGUUGUAGAAAUUUGAUCAAAAUAAGGUACAUAUAUUUAAUUAAGAAUAAUAAAUCAGACUUGGCUAACCUGGAUUGCGGUCGAGAUGUCCUACAUCCUGGGCCAGCCGGUCACCGCCGUCGUGCAAAGAGUUGAAAUUCAUAAGCUGUGUCAGGGUGAGAACUUAAUCCUGGGCUUCAGCAUUGGAGGUGGAAUUGACCAGGAUCCCUCCCAGAAUCCCUUCUCGGAAGAUAAGACAGACAAGGGCAUUUAUGUCACACGGGUGUCUGAGGGAGGCCCUGCUGAAAUUGCUGGGCUGCAGAUUGGAGACAAGAUCAUGCAGGUGAAUGGCUGGGACAUGACCAUGGUCACGCACGACCAGGCCAGGAAGCGGCUCACCAAGCGCUCGGAGGAGGUGGUAUGUCUGCUGGUGACGCGGCAGUCACUGCAGAAGGCUGUGCAGCAGUCGAUGUUGUCCUAGCAGCCUGCCACGGUCCCCAGCGAGUGCCUGCUGCCUGUUUGUACAGUGACACUACUUCUACUCUCUGCCCCUCCUCCUGGUGUUUGCCGAGGGCCAGGCCCCACCUCAGAAGGGCAGGAACUGGUCCCAGAGGCAUGUCCUUGAGGCCUGACCCACCCUCUCCUUCCCCUCUCCCACCACUGCCUGUGGCUCUGGGAGCAGCUCCCUCCCUUGGACACUGGGGAUUGGAAACAACGGCCUGCA